AUGCUCGUGUCUCCUAUACGCGUACACGGCAUCCUCACAGAUCUCCUGGAAACACAGGAGUCAGCAGGCCCCCACACCGCACUCCUCAUCACCCCACAGGGCCAGCUCCUGUGUCACGCCACCUUGCCAGACACAGACGACGACAGCCUCGAUGGCGACAGCGAGGGAUCGGGAGCGGUCGACGGCGACGGCGACGGCGACGUCCACAAGGGCAAUGGACACGGACCCGGGAGUGAAGACGGUGGAUAUGACGCGGCCAGUGAUGAGGACGAGGGCGACGACGACGAGCCGUGGCUCGAGGGUCCAGAGCGCUUGCGCCUCCUCCUCGGUCUCGCGAGUCAGUGGGAGGAGGACGAGUCGCCGCGUGUAGAGUGCGAGCUUGGCCGCCUGUUUCUGCGCCCCAUCGCGCUGCCCGAGCCUGAAGUGCCUGCACCUACUGCCGCAGUCCCCGCUGUCAAGGCUCCAGUCCUGAGCUCGUUUGUGCUGGUGCUCAACGGCACCUCCGACACGCCGUGGACAGAGCUCGCCGCCAAGGCCGACCUCUUCCUUACGCAAUGGUAUUAA
This is a messenger RNA of Apiotrichum porosum, 564 nucleotides long. RefSeq lists its product as uncharacterized. The coding region runs from base 1 to 564 and encodes 187 amino acids. The transcript has 3 exons. The record is from RefSeq and is a predicted model, not a curated record. NCBI's taxonomy places the organism in Eukaryota, Fungi, Basidiomycota, Tremellomycetes, Trichosporonales, Trichosporonaceae.